Schizophyllum commune H4-8 is the source of this 1767-nucleotide messenger RNA. RefSeq lists its product as uncharacterized. The transcript has 11 exons. The record is from RefSeq and is a predicted model, not a curated record. NCBI's taxonomy places the organism in Eukaryota, Fungi, Basidiomycota, Agaricomycetes, Agaricales, Schizophyllaceae. Bases 1 to 1767 code for a protein of 588 amino acids.
AUGAAGUCCGCAUCGGACAUGCGCAAGCCGUACGGGGGCCCCGUCCGCUCCCUCGUCAUCGCGCUCGACGUCGGGACUACGUUCAGUGGCGUGUCCUACGCCAUCCUCGAGCCGGGGCUCAUCCCCAAAAUACACGGUGUCACCAGAUUCCCUGGUCAAGAACAUGUUGCAGGCAAUUCGAAGAUCCCCAGUGUCCUCUGGUACGACCGCCAUGGGAAGAUGGUCGCUGCAGGCGCCGAGGCGGAGACCGCCGCGAUCGUCUCGCAGGCCGAGGACGAGGGCUGGACCAAGGCUGAGCUUUUCAAGCUGCGUCUCCGCCCGCGUACCAUGAAGCUCAGCAUGAACGGAAUGCGCCUGAGCCCACUACCACAAGGAAUGACCGCCGUCGAGGUCUUCGGCGACUUUCUGCGAUACCUCUUCCACUGCACCCGCAACUUCAUCAUUGACACGCACGCAAACGGCGCAUCACUAUGGAGCCAGGUCGAGAAGAACAUCCAGUUCGUCCUUUCACAUCCCAACGGCUGGGAAGGUGCACAGCAGACCAAGAUGCGCCGCGCCGCCGUCUACGGCCGCCUCGUACCCGAUACGAACGAAGGCAAGGCGCGGAUAUGGUUCGUAACCGAAGGCGAAGCGAGCUUGCACGCGUGUGUGCUAAACGGCCUUGCCGCCGAUGUGCUUCAGAACCCAUCCAACCAUGGUUUCAUCGUUGCCGAUGCAGGUGGUGGGACGUUGGACAUCAGCUCGUAUGCCAUACGAGGCACCUCACCGCUUGUCAUGGAGGAGAUCGCGCCGCCGGAUUGUAUAUUUGCUGGCUCCGUGUUUGUUAGCCGUCGUGCAAGGAUGUUCCUUGAAGAGAAACUCAAGAACUCAAAGUAUGGCACCGAAGACGCACUUGAUCAUAUCGCGAAGAAGUUCGACGAGACAACCAAGCGCUUGUUCCGCGAUAAGAGGGAUAUGCAGUUCAUCCCCUUCGGUUCCCCUCUCGACAAGGACCCAAGUGUGGGCAUUCGGGGCGGACAAUUGAAGUUGACUGGUGCCGAAGUCGCCGAUCUCUUCGAGCCAUCCGUGCAAGCUGCCGUUGACGCGAUCAAGGGUCAGAUCGAAGCCUCGCAAGGCAUGAUUAAGUCCGUCUGGCUCGUUGGAGGCUUCGCCGCCAGCCCGUGGCUUUUCACGCAGCUCCUGGAGCGCCUCGCACCGUUCAAGAUCGUCGUCAGCAGGCCGGACACGCAAACCUCGAAGGCGGUUGCUGACGGUGCUAUCGGCUUCUACUGCGACCACCACGUCUCUGCACGCAUGGCGCGCUUCAUGUAUGGCGUCGAGUUCCUGCGUGAGUUCGAUCCGAACGAUAGGGAGCACGUUAAGCGAAAGGGCCGUUUGUGCGAGCUGCCAUCUGGCCCGAAGCUGCUUCCGGAUGCAUUUGACUGUAUCCUGGCUAGGGGCGUCAAAGUCAAGGAGUCGACCGUUUUCACGCGCAAGUACUGCACGGAGUUGACAAGCUUGAGCCUGUUGUCUGUGUUUGAGGUCGAGAUUUGGUGCUAUCGUGGAGGCAAUGAAAUCCCGAAGUGGAUCCUGAGGCAGCAUGAGGACUACUCGACGCUGUGUAUCGUGCGCGCGGACCUGUCCCCUUUGGCCAGCAGCGCGACGCCGAAACAUGGCCCGAGCGGGAAGACUUACUGGAAGAUCGUGUUCUCUGUCGAGAUCCACUUCGGCCUGACUGAGUUCAAGGCCCGUAUCAAGUGGACAGGGAGUGAUGGGCAGGUGAAGUAG